Messenger RNA from Chanos chanos (milkfish), 1374 nucleotides. RefSeq names its product cytosolic phospholipase A2 gamma-like. The coding region runs from base 7 to 1374 and encodes 455 amino acids. Gene Ontology annotation, molecular function: calcium ion binding; calcium-dependent phospholipid binding. Gene Ontology annotation, biological process: glycerophospholipid catabolic process. The transcript has 10 exons. Gene Ontology annotation, cellular component: nuclear envelope; cytosol; nucleoplasm. NCBI's taxonomy places the organism in Eukaryota, Metazoa, Chordata, Actinopteri, Gonorynchiformes, Chanidae. The record is from RefSeq and is a predicted model, not a curated record.
GAUACAAUGCCCAACAUUGCACUGGUGGGCUCUGGAGGAGGCGAGCGAGCCAUGCUGGGAUUACUGGGAUCACUGGUUCAGUUGAAGAAAUGUGAUCUGCUGGACUGUAUACUGUAUCUGUGUGGAACUUCAGGAUCCACAUGGUGCAUGGCGUCCUUAUACAAAGAACCAGACUGGUCCACUCAUCUGAAUGCUGUGCUGAAAGACAUCAUGGAAAGGCUUGGGGCUAAAGUCAGCCUGCAGGAUGCUUGGACUAAACUGCACAAAUACCAUGAUGAGCCCAACUUCUCCCUCACACAUGUCUGGGCUGUAAUGUUUGUCUCUAUGAUCGUGAAAGAGAUUGAUGAGAACACUAUAAGUAAUCAGAAAGGAAAUCACAGCAAAGACCCAUAUCCCAUCUACACUGUGAUUGACAAGCAGUACAAACAGAAGAAACUGAACCAAGAUGCUUGGUUUGAGAUUACACCUCAUGAAGCUGGAUACUCUGUCACUGGGGCUUUUGUGGACUCAGCCUAUUUUGGGAGUCAGUUUAAAAAUGGAAAUUUGAUUAAAAAGCAGCCUGAGAUUGACAUGCUGUAUCUGCAAGGACUCUGUGGCAGUGCCCUUGCUGAUAAAGAAAAGAUACUGAAAUGGUUUUGGGAAAAGAUCAGAGGAAAGUGGGACAAACCUAGGAAAGAAAUGUUUGUCUCUGCACAGGGGUUACUCCAUGAGCGCAGGCAUGACAUACUGAAGCAGCACACACUGACCAUAUUUGAAAACUUCGAAGAUUGGUUUGAGACCUCAGAGAAAGGUGCAAGCUUUAUCAGUAUUCUGAAUGACAUCAUAAGGCUUCUUAAGACCUGGACAUGGGGAACAACAUACAAUUUCCUCUACAAAAUGGAAGAAGAAGAUGUGCGCCUCUCUGUUCUGAGUGAGGAGAAGACAUAUUAUGAGGAUGCUGGGUUGCUGAACAACUCUCCCUAUUUCCCAAUGCUGAGAAAGGAAAGAGACAUCGAUCUCAUCAUCUCCCUUGACUUCAGUGCUGGAGACCCAAUGGAGACUGUGAUCAAUACCUCUGAAAUGUGCAGGGACUUGAAGAUUCCUUUCCCUGAGGUGAAAUUGCCAAGAGGUGUUUCUGAGCCAGAUGACUUCUAUCUGUUUGAGGGGGAGAACGGAGCUCCCACUGUGAUCCACAUUCCUCUUUUCAACAAAGUCAACUGUGAUGGACAUAUUAAGGAGUGGGUGAAAAGAUAUAGAACCUUCCAGAGCGCCUACAGCCAUGACAUGAUGAUCGAUCUGAUUGAGAAAGCAGGCGAGAAUGUGAAAAACAACAAGGCAAGACUAGUGACAGCGAUUCGGGAGGUCAUUGAGAAAAAGAAGGCCAAAGCAUGCUAG